Messenger RNA from Notothenia coriiceps (black rockcod), 550 nucleotides. It is a transcript of the gene cdc5l, whose product is annotated as CDC5 cell division cycle 5-like (S. pombe). Gene Ontology annotation, molecular function: DNA-binding transcription factor activity, RNA polymerase II-specific; RNA polymerase II transcription regulatory region sequence-specific DNA binding. Gene Ontology annotation, biological process: mRNA splicing, via spliceosome; regulation of transcription by RNA polymerase II. The coding region runs from base 84 to 539 and encodes 151 amino acids. The record is from RefSeq and is a predicted model, not a curated record. Lineage: Eukaryota; Metazoa; Chordata; Actinopteri; Perciformes; Nototheniidae. The transcript is spliced from 3 exons. Gene Ontology annotation, cellular component: Prp19 complex; spliceosomal complex.
CUGAGAAGCUACCUUAGCGUUAGCAGCAUGAUGAUGAUGUCAUCUCUCUGCAGGUGAACGAGUCGGUGCUCCGCCCCUCCUCCAUGGAGACGCUGCAGGACCUCCAGCUGGCCGAGGAGCUGAUCAAACAGGAGAUGAUCACCAUGCUGCACUUCGACUGCCUGCACCACCCGUCAAUCAACAGGGACAGCCAAUCACAGCGCGGGAAAACCAGAGGUCCCGCCUCCACCUCCAACAACGCCUCGCACAUCGGACACCUGGAGACACACCCCUACAAACCCGUCCCCACAGAGGACAUGGAGCUGGCCAAGGCGGUGCUGGCAGCAGAGAUGGAGGUGGUGAAGGGGGGGAUGGGUCACGGAGAUCUGAGCAUGGAGGCCUACAGCCAGGUGUGGGAGGAGUGCUACGGACAGGUCUUAUAUCUCCCCGCUCAGAACAGAUACACCCGAGCCAACCUGGCGUCAAAGAAAGACCGGAUUGAAAGCCUGGAGAAAAAACUGGAGGUGAGGAAGAAACGGAGAAAAGCUGGAGACGCUUAAACUUUUUAAAA